This is a messenger RNA of Molossus molossus (Pallas's mastiff bat), 672 nucleotides long. It is a transcript of the gene TNNC1, whose product is annotated as troponin C1, slow skeletal and cardiac type. The transcript has 6 exons. Gene Ontology annotation, molecular function: calcium ion binding. Lineage: Eukaryota; Metazoa; Chordata; Mammalia; Chiroptera; Molossidae. The record is from RefSeq and is a predicted model, not a curated record. Bases 21 to 506 code for a protein of 161 amino acids. Gene Ontology annotation, cellular component: myosin II complex.
CUGCCCUCUCAGCCGACAGCAUGGAUGACAUCUACAAGGCUGCGGUAGAGCAGCUGACAGAAGAGCAGAAAAAUGAGUUCAAAGCAGCCUUUGACAUCUUUGUGCUGGGCGCUGAGGACGGCUGCAUCAGCACCAAAGAAUUGGGCAAGGUGAUGAGGAUGCUGGGCCAGAACCCCACACCUGAGGAGCUGCAAGAGAUGAUUGAUGAGGUGGACGAGGAUGGAAGUGGCACAGUGGACUUCGAGGAGUUCCUGGUCAUGAUGGUUCGGUGCAUGAAGGAUGACAGUAAAGGGAAGUCUGAAGAAGAGCUGUCUGACCUCUUUCGAAUGUUUGACAGAAAUGCUGAUGGCUACAUCGAUCUGGAGGAGCUAAAGGUGAUGCUUCAGGCUACAGGUGAGACCAUCACAGAGGAUGACAUCGAGGAGCUCAUGAAGGAUGGCGACAAGAACAACGAUGGUCGCAUUGACUAUGACGAAUUCCUGGAGUUCAUGAAGGGGGUGGAGUAGAUGCUGACCUUUGCCCACAGCUGCCUGUGCCACCUUCCAACUCCAGCUGGGCCCUGGGGUGGAGCAGGGGGCCAGGGUCCCCAGGAUGUGAUUCUGGGCAUGUUCUUGACCGAGAGCUCUACCUGACUCCCUUCCCAGCCCUGUCCUAGGGAAUGCAAAUAAAACC